UUAAAGUUAUUGCCGUUUAUCGCUGAAUGUGUGAGGAAUAUCGAAAACAAAACUAACUUAACCCCGCUUUUACGGAAGUGUAUGCACGUGUCAGAACGUUGUUUUUCAGCGCCUCCGGAAAAGGCAUAAAAAUUGGACCUAAACGCAGCCCAGGAGUGGAGGGUGAUGGCGCUUGUUUUAGAGCAUCUUCUGGCCGCUCUGGAUUAUCUAGUCACAGAAGAACUGAAGAGGUUUAAAUGGCGCUUAAAGACUUAUCACGGCAUUUCAGCUGCUGAUCUGGAGAAGGCAGACGCUCCUGACACAGUGGAUCUGAUACAUGAGCGUUUCGGAUCAGAAGAAGCUGUGAAGAUCACGGUGAACAUCCUGAGGAAGAUGAACCACAACCAUCUGGCUGAACAUUUAGAGAACAAACACAAGCAAGAUCAGGCUGACGGCAGUAUUGAGGAUCCUGUGCUUGCUGGAGCUGAAUUAAAAUCAACUGGGGUCACAUUCACCAACAUUGUUCCCAGGACCAGGAACGACUUCCUACAAUAUUCCCAUAAGCUCACUCUGGAUCCGAACACGGCACAUAAACGCCUCCAUCUGUCUGAGGGGGACACAAAGAUUACUGGUACUGACAUAGAUCACUCGUAUCCUGAUCAUCCAGACAGAUUUGAUUAUUAUCGUCAGGUGCUGUGUAGAGAGAAAGUGUGUGGACGCUCUUACUGGGAGAUUGAGUGGAGUGGAGAUGUGUAUAUAUCAGUGUCAUAUAAGAGCAUCAGCAGGAAGGGACAGGGAAUUGAGUGUUGGUUUGGACAUAAUGAUCAGUCCUGGAGUUUGAUCUGCUGUCCCAACAGAUACGUAUUCUGGCACAGUAAGAUACAGACUGUUCUCCCUCUAGUGUCCAGCUGUAGAAGAAUAGGAGUGUAUGUGGAUCACAGUGCAGGAACUCUGUCCUUCUACAUCGUCUACAGUGACACAAUGAGUCUCAUCCACACAGUCCAGACCACAUUCACUCAGCCGCUCUAUCCUGGGUUUGGGUGUGGUUAUGUUGGAUCAUCUGUGAAACUAUGUUGAUAAAUCAGAAUAGACUGAUGAGAGAUUCUACCCAUAAUGCUUUGAGCUGCAUGAUGAAUCAGUAACAGCAAGAUGUU
Labeo rohita (rohu) is the source of this 1133-nucleotide messenger RNA. RefSeq names its product tripartite motif-containing protein 16. Bases 166 to 1056 code for a protein of 296 amino acids. Gene Ontology annotation, molecular function: protein binding. The transcript is spliced from 5 exons. Lineage: Eukaryota; Metazoa; Chordata; Actinopteri; Cypriniformes; Cyprinidae. The record is from RefSeq and is a predicted model, not a curated record.